AAGAAGUACAAUUGGUUGCGAGUUGGGGAGGGGGGGAGCAAAAACCACGUGUCUCAAAGGAGUGUCAAUGGAUGGAAACAUGCGUCACCGCCUGUUUCAUGACAGAGAGUUAAGGGGCGAUCAUGACGGGCCAGACAAGAACAAACCAAAGGAUAUAAAUUGGUUACGGUUUCACAGACAAGGUAUCAGUUGAAGAUAAUCAACUAUCACAACAACAUCCAAAAUCAUCAACAUGAAGGCUUUCGUCGCUGUCCUCUCCGUCUUGGCUUUGGCCGCCGCUGAUCAAUCCAGCCAUCAAACCAUCAAGCACGGCAAUGCCCCGGCUGUCCACUCCUCCAUCCACAAGCCCCAUGGUGGCUCUCAUGCCCAUGUGGUGAGCCAACCCUCCGCUCAACCCAAUGAGGUCAACCAGGCCUACAAUGAGGAGAAGUACACCGCUGCUGCCCACGCUCCCAGCCAUGAGGUCCGCACUCCCGCCUACCAUCCAGCUCCCCACCACGCUCCUGUUCACCAUGCUCCCGCUUACCAUGCCGCUCCCGUUCACCAUGCCCCUGCCUACCAUGCUGCUCCCGUUCACCACGCCCCUGCCCCAUACCACCCAUCUCCUGUCCAUCAUGCCGCCCCUGUCCACCAUGCCCCUGCUCCUUAUCACCCUGCUCCCGCUCAUGGUCAUGCUCAUGGUGAUGAGUAUGAGGCCGCCCCUGUCUACCAAUACGGUUAUGCCGUGGCUGAUGAUUACUCUGGAUCCAACUUCGCCCAAAACGAGAACCGUGACAACUAUGCCACCAACGGCGAAUACCGUGUUGCCCUUCCCGAUGGUCGCACCCAAAUCGUGAGCUACAGUGUUGCCGAUGCCUACUCCGGUUAUGUGGCUGAUGUCAGAUACGAGGGAGAGGCCAAGUACGAGCCUUACCAACCCGCUCACAAGAACGCCUACCAUCCUGCUCCUGCUCCUGCUUACAACGCCUAAACUUCAUGUUGAUGAACUAUUUAUUGAUAUUAUUUUUUAUUGAUAAAUACAAAUGGAAUCCUCAGACAAAAAAAUGACAAAUCUAAGAAAGUUGGGACUGUACAGUGCGCAGAGAAGGUACGAGAGGUAUCUGAUACUGUACGUCUUCAAAAUCAUCCAUGAGCUUUGUCACAACCCAGGAUUUAGGG
Molecule: messenger RNA, 1158 nt
Organism: Tigriopus californicus
Lineage: Eukaryota; Metazoa; Arthropoda; Copepoda; Harpacticoida; Harpacticidae
Product: histidine-rich protein PFHRP-II-like
Exons: 2
Coding region: 233-970 (245 amino acids)
Cellular component (GO): extracellular matrix
Source: RefSeq, a predicted model, not a curated record